Messenger RNA from Cannabis sativa, 1475 nucleotides. Its product is annotated as protein FAR1-RELATED SEQUENCE 12. Bases 457 to 1179 code for a protein of 240 amino acids. NCBI's taxonomy places the organism in Eukaryota, Viridiplantae, Streptophyta, Magnoliopsida, Rosales, Cannabaceae. The transcript has 4 exons. The record is from RefSeq and is a predicted model, not a curated record.
AAAAUAUUGGAACCAUUUUUUUGUUGAAAGAAAAUAUAUAUGAGAUACAUAAACUUUUCCAAACAAAUUAAAAUAAAAUACAUGCAACCUUUUGGACGAUAAAUAAUUUUCAAUUAAUUUUUUUUUUUUUGACUCAAUUAAUUUCUAUUAGCACAGGAAAAGUUUAAUUAAGCAAAAUUAUUUGUUUAUAUUUUUUGGGUUUUUUUUAAAUAAUUCUUUCUCGCGGCUAACUCAAGUCUCAAGGUCCAAAAAUGGCCUCUCGUGGCAGAUUUGACGUCUCUGUCAGUCUUCUUCUUCUUCGGACUGUGCUGUAAUCCUACGCCAAACUGUUCCUCUUCAAGCUUAGGAUCUCUUUUGAGGAGGAGCGAGCUUCCAGUUCAAUGGUGUAGCUGUUUCUGUACCAUCUUCUCAGUUGCAUUGGUUUUUAUUACCAAAUCAGUCAGAGUCAGACUUGUAAUGGAAAUUGCAUCCAGCCAGUCAUUUGAUUCAGACGAAGGAGAACAGUGUCUGCCCAUCGAAAGCCAUGGUGAAACCGAACACAUGGCUGAUGAUGAGAUUGCAGAACAUGUUGACCAGUUUGAAGAAAGUUUACCCAUGACAGGCAAUGUUAUAGAGCCGUACAUUGGCAUGGAGUUCAAAUCAAGGGACGAUGCUCGAGAAUUUUUUAUUGUUUAUGGAAGGCAUACUGGAUUUACUGUACGUAUUCAUCAUAACAGGCGGUCACGGAUAAACAACAUGGUGAUAGGUCAGGAUUUUGUUUGUUCGAAAGAAGGUUUUCGUGAAAAGAAAUAUGCGAGCAGGAAAGAUAGAGUUCUUCCUCCUCCACCUGUUACCAGAGAAGGAUGUCCUGUAAUGCUGAGGGUGGCUUUAAGAGAUGGAGAGAAGUGGGCCGUCACCAAAUUUAUAAAAAAGCAUAAUCACACGUUAAUGUCUCCAAGUAAAGUUCCAUGGCGAGGGUCUAGCAAGCACAUGAUCACUGAGGAUGAGAAGGAUCGGAGAAUAGGUGAACUGACACUUGAACUAAGCAAAGAAAGACAGAGAUGUAAACGUAGAUGUGCAGUUUACCGGGAACAAUUGCAUAUGAUCUUGAAAGACAUAGAGCACCAUACUGAUCACUUGUCAAAAAGAGUUCAAGAUAUUGUUCAAAACAUACAGGAGUUUGAGAAUGAAGAUUCAUAAUUUUAGUUCUCUGUCUACAAGUUCCAUUUUACUUUUGAUAAUGUACUAUUUUCAAAGUUAUCAAUACUAAUUUAGUAAGGUACACACAAUACAAGACAGGGCUCCAUCUUCUACAUGUUAAUUUUGGGUGUUAUGAGCUUUAAACCAAGAAUGUAAAUCUUCCGUUCAAGUUGCUUGACAUUUCUAUGUUCAACUACUCAAAUUUGUGGAAGGAUUAGAUGUAAAUUUUGAGUAGUGGGAAUGGAAAACAAGAGGCCAUGCAAUAUGACAUCAGAAGAUGCAAUUAAUUUUAUGUG